UCUAGCAAUUGAUUACCUAUUUUUUUUUUGGACGAAGUCGGGCGCUAAAAAUUCACAUUUUUGGCAUUAAACAAUGGAGGCCCUGGUGAAUUAUAGUAGCGAGGACGACCAGGAGGAUGCUGGCUACCAGAUACGGGCACCACAACAACAACAACAACUGCAGCAGUCGCCGCAUGCUAAAGCAGCAGCAGCAACAACAACUACUAGUAACUUCCUAAAGCAGAGGAACAACAACAAUAACGAUGACUACAACUACAACAACAGUCCGAGGGAGAAGGACCAUCGGAACAGAGAGCGGGAGAGGGAAAGGGAGCGGGAGAGGACGAAGCGACGCCAUCACACCCACACUCCCACUCCUCCGCUGCCGACGUCGCAGCAGCAGAAUCACAGGAGCAGCAGCAGAGGCCGCAUCGAUGAGGAUGAGGAACCGCAGCCCAGUAGCCGCCACCGCCAGGAGCGGGACAAGGACAGGGAACGGGAGCGGGAGCGAAACAGCGAGCGGGAGCGGGACAGGGACAAGGACAAGGACAAAGACAAGGAUCGCGAGCGGGAGAAGCGCGACAAAGGACGCGACAAGGAUCACAGCAAGGGCGAUCAUCGCCACCAUCGUACCAAAGACGGCAACAGCCACAGGGAGCGCGAAAGGGAACGCGAUCGGGAGCGGGAGAGGGAGCGAGAUCGCGACAAGGAUCGCGACCGCAGGCGUUCGGAGAAGAGCAGCCGCCACCACGGCAAGGAGCGCCACCAUCAUCACAACAACUCCUCUUCCUCCUCGUCAGCCGCCGCAGCAGCAGUUGCAGCAGUGGUGAAUGCAGCAGCCGGACGUCGGUCCUACGAUGAUCGCAGUCGUCGUCGCCGGGAUUCCCGAUCCCGUUCCCGCACGCCCACUGGAACGCCACCAACUGCCGCUCCUCGUUGUCGCCAGCAGCAGUCGCGCAAAUACCGCGAACGCGACUCCAGCAGUCGCUCCCGAUCGCCGAGGGAGGAGCAGCGCGGGGGAGCUCAUCAGCUGCUCGGCAAAUCCAGCGGAUCAUCGGCUACCACAGCAGCAGCAGCGGCUGCAGCGGCCGCUCUGGCAGCCGCCAAUGCAGCAGCCGUGGCCAUGGCGGCAUCUGGAGGAUCCGGAGGAGGAGGAGGCCUCCUGCCGACACCCAAUUACGCACCCAAGAUACCCUCGCUGAUGUCCCUGGAGCUGAGCACACCGGCGGUAGCCGCCGCACCCGCUUUAGAACCCAUUCAGCUGCCCAGUUACUACAAUCCGGGCAUCAUCAAUGCCAACCGCUAUGCGGAGCAGCAGCAGAAGCGCAAGCUGCUGUGGGGAUCCAAGAAGAGCGAGGACUCGGCGAACAAGUGGGGCAAUGCCCACUUCUCGCAGGAUUCGGACGGCAAGGUGGCCUCCAAGUUUAUGCGGCUGAUGGGGAUCAAGAAUGCCGAAGGCGCUGGUGGUGGAGGAGGUGGUGGUGACCAUGUGGAGGCCAGCAAUGGGAGUGCAGCCGGCGAUGGAGGAGGAGGAGCAGCUAGAGAAGGAGCUGCAUCCGCUUCGUCGUCCGCCUCGGGCGCUGCGAAGGUGCCCACGGAUGUGCAGCAGCGACAGCGCAUGUUCUCCAACAUGGAGCAGCAGUACGAGAUGGCGCGAGCCGCCACUCACACGAUGCGCGGCGUGGGCCUCGGUUUCGGCUCCCAGCCACGCACUUUCUAGAGGGGA
Molecule: messenger RNA, 1705 nt
Organism: Drosophila takahashii
Lineage: Eukaryota; Metazoa; Arthropoda; Insecta; Diptera; Drosophilidae
Product: arginine/serine-rich coiled-coil protein 2
Source: RefSeq, a predicted model, not a curated record